Molecule: messenger RNA, 1078 nt
Organism: Tarenaya hassleriana
Lineage: Eukaryota; Viridiplantae; Streptophyta; Magnoliopsida; Brassicales; Cleomaceae
Exons: 8
Coding region: 64-981 (305 amino acids)
Biological process (GO): proteolysis
Molecular function (GO): ATP-dependent peptidase activity; ATP binding; metalloendopeptidase activity
Source: RefSeq, a predicted model, not a curated record
CAAAGCGAGCGCUCUACCAUAUGAGCUACAUCCCCAAUUACGAAUAUACCUAGAGUUUAUAAAAUGGUUUUUAUUUGUCACCGAUUCAACUUCUCGUCGGCGGUCGGAGCGUCGUCUGCAGCGAGCGGUCGCCGGAGAGUGCUGGAGAGAGUGGAUAAGGAACUCUCCAGAGGCAACUACGAGUCCGCUCUCUCUCUCAUCAAGCAAUCCAAGACCAAUCCCCACGGCCUCCGCGCCUUCGGCUCUGUCAAACUGGUUCCCAGGAAAAGUCCAUUUUUCGAUAUCAAUGGAAGCAAUUCAUCGGAGCUUCGAUCUCUGGUCGAUUCAGUUGUGGAUUCCAUCCGUGGAUGCAUCGAAUCUACUUCCGCAGAUGAGAUAUCAUCAGACAAGAGACACAGUAAGGAAGAAACUGGAUCUUCGAGUGAAGAACCAGCCGACCGGUUCAUGGUUGUUCAGCAUGAAUCCGGUCAUUUUCUGGUUGGAUACUUGCUCGGAGUUCUGCCCAGACGCUAUGAAAUACCGAAAUCGGAAGCUCUUAGGUGCAAUGACUCCACCGUGACAGGAAGAGUAGAGUUUGUGGGCUUCGAGUUUCUAAAAGAAGUUGGGAUCGCAAAACAGCUCAUGAAAGACGAUGUACUCUGCAAAACUUAUCAGAUGGAGACUAGAGGCAAGAUCUCAUCUAAGAUAUUGAACAGCUUUUCAUGUGUGAUACUUGGAGGAUUGGUUACAGAGCACAUGCUGCUCGGAUACUCAGAAGGUCUCCACUCCGAUGUCGACAAGUUGCUCAGUGUUUUGAGAUGGUUGGGGUUCACAGAAACAGAGGCAAAAUCACACAUAAGAUGGGCAGCUUCCAACACUGCAUACCUCCUGCUUUCUCAUAAAGACGCAAGAGAAAAGCUCGCUGAAGCCAUGGCUAUGUCCAAAUCAGUUGGAUAUUGCAUAGAAACAAUUGAAACUGCCAUUUUCAGACAUCAAAUCUGAAGUUUGGUUAAUGUUCCGCUGCUUCAUCCCUCAUGUACCAUUUUCAGACAUCAAAUUAUCCACAGUUUAUCCAAAGAACUACCGAACUGGAAGCGUC